AUGGUAUUUGAUUUCAUCAACAAGAUGGGAAUCAAGUAUCGAUUUCCUAAUUCCAUCAAAUAUUGGGUCAAACAAGCUCAACAAGAGACUUAUGGGAAGGAAUAUGAACAUCUCCCAGAAAGGUUGAGUAAGUCUCUGGGUAUAUGGCUUGACUCAGACAACUAUAACAUCUUGAGAUGCGGCGGACGUCUGCUUCACGCAGAAAUAAAUUUAGAUACGAAGAAUCCUAUACUUCCACGUCACCACAUCAUUACUAAACUCAUAGUUUUAUAUUACCAUGAGCAUAAUACAUUGCAUGGUGGAGUAUUAGAUACUCUUACUGAAAUCAGACAACGUUUUUGGCUUCCCCAAGGUCGCCAAACUGUCAAAUCUUUAAUCAAGUCUUGUGUAAUCUGCAAGAGAUAUGAUGCUCGAGUGUGUCCUUAUGCAGGGCCACCGCCCCUACCUAAGGAGCGAGUCGUCCACCUUCGUCCCUUUGAAACCACAGGUGUCGAUUAUACAGGAGCACUAAUAUUAACAGGCACACCGGAAAAGAUUCCAGUGAAAGCCUACAUUUGCCUUUUUAUGUGUGCUACCACACGCGGAGUACAUUUAGAAGUCACUUCUGACAUGAGUGCAGAAGCCUUUCUGCAAGCCUUUCGCAGAUUUGCUGCACGAAGAUCUUGCCCAAAAUUAAUGAUCUCAGAUAAUGGAUCUAACUUCGUGGCAGGAGAAGCUUGCUUACAAGAAAUAUGGAAAAAUCCAGAAGUACACUCUGUGCUCAAACAGAGACAAUGCUAUUGGAAAUUUAUUCCUCCAAGAGCAACAUGGCACGACGGUUUUUACGAAAGAAUGGUGGGAACUGUUAAGAAAUGCCUAAGAAAAACCUUACACCGGCAGAAAAUUAAUCUCACCGAGUUAUAG
Procambarus clarkii (red swamp crayfish) is the source of this 903-nucleotide messenger RNA. The record is from RefSeq and is a predicted model, not a curated record. NCBI's taxonomy places the organism in Eukaryota, Metazoa, Arthropoda, Malacostraca, Decapoda, Cambaridae.